Messenger RNA from Aspergillus steynii IBT 23096, 1749 nucleotides. RefSeq lists its product as uncharacterized. Bases 1 to 1749 code for a protein of 582 amino acids. The record is from RefSeq and is a predicted model, not a curated record. NCBI's taxonomy places the organism in Eukaryota, Fungi, Ascomycota, Eurotiomycetes, Eurotiales, Aspergillaceae. The transcript has a single exon.
AUGAAAUUCCACGCAGUUUCUGCCCUGGUCGCCCUGGGCGCCUUGACCGGCGUGGCUGCUUCGCCGGCCAAGGUGGUCUACCGGCAUCCAUGGAUCGUCGAGAGAGGUGACCACGAGCCUCCUCACACCCCCCCGGAGCAUCAUACUCCUCCUCCCUGGGGUCCUCCUCCGCCUCAUCAUACCAAACCUCCUCACACCAAGCCUCCUCAUCCGACUCUGCCUCCGACUCUGCCGCCUGUAACCACUACUCCAUGCGAGACGGACACUGAGACGGAGCCUCCAGUGCCCACUACCACUCCAUGUGAGACUGAUACUCCCACGGAGCCUCCGGUGCCAACCACUACCACGCCAUGCGAGACGGAGACCGAGACGGAACCCCCAGUUCCCACCACUACUCCUUGUGAGACUGAAACGGAGACUGAACCCCCUGUCCCGACUACCACUCCAUGCGAGACCGAGACUGAGACGGAGCCCCCGGUACCUACCACUACGCCGUGUGAGACUGAUACUCCCACCGAGCCUCCGGUCCCGACAACCACGACUCCUUGCGAGACGGAGACAGAGCCUCCAGUGCCUACUACCACUACCCCCUGUGAGACCGACACUCCUACGGAGCCUCCUGUGCCAACGACUACUACUCCAUGUGAAACCGAGACGGAGCCCACGGUUCCCCCUACUGAGCCUCCGGUUCCUACCACCACUCCAUGCGAGACUGAGACGGAGCCUACCGUUCCUCCAACUGAGCCUCCGGUCCCGACUACGACAACCCCCUGCGAGACGGAGACUGAACCGCCUGUCCCCACGACUACUACGCCAUGUGAGACUGAAACCCCCACGGAGCCCCCGGUGCCAACGACCACGACCCCAUGCGAGACGGAGACUCCCACCGAGCCUCCUACUCCUACCACCCCGUGUGAGACGGAGACUCCCACUGAGCCCCCGGUUCCUCCUACCACGACUCCUUGUGAAACCGAGACGGAGCCUACUGUUCCUCCAACUGAGCCUACCGUUCCCCCAACUGAACCCCCGGUCACGACUACUCCCUGCGAGACUGAGACGGUGCCUCCUACCGAGCCUCCCACCCCUACGACUCCUUGUGAGACCGAGACGGAGACCAAGCCCCCGGUUCCUCCUACUGAGCCUCCUGUCCCAACCACCACUCCCUGCGAGACCGAGACAGAGCCCCAACCUACUGUCCCUCCCACCAACCCUCCCGUGGAGACCAGCACUCCAUGCGAGACCGAGACCGUGACUCCUCCGCCUGAGACUCAUACUCCUCCUCCCCCUCCCCCUCCUCCUCACACCAAGACCAAGACCCUUCCUCCUCCUCCCCCGGAGACUCACACUCCUCCCCCUCCUCCUCCCCAGACCGAAACCGAGACUCUCCCCCCUCCUCCCCCAGAGACCCAUACUCCUCCUCCCCAGACGGAGACCAAGACCCUUCCUCCCCCUCCUCCAGAGACUCACACGCCUCCCCCUCCUCCCCCAGAAACCGUGACCCAGCCCAUCCCCAUCACCACCCCUGGAUCCACCGUCGUGCCUCCCGUGCCCGGAACCACUCUGUCGACGGCCUCCAAGCCGUCCGGCGAGUCUCCGCACGAGCCGUCCAAGACCGAGUCCGUUCCUCCCGUGGCCACGACCUCGACGGAGCCGACGGCACCGAUCUUCACCGGCGCGGCGGCUGUCAAGGAUGUGGAAUCGACCUUUGCGGGCGUGAUGGCUCUGGGUGCCAUUAUGGUGUUGAUGUAG